Messenger RNA from Hyposmocoma kahamanoa, 2202 nucleotides. Its product is annotated as pentatricopeptide repeat-containing protein 1, mitochondrial. The record is from RefSeq and is a predicted model, not a curated record. NCBI's taxonomy places the organism in Eukaryota, Metazoa, Arthropoda, Insecta, Lepidoptera, Cosmopterigidae. Bases 12 to 2090 code for a protein of 692 amino acids. The transcript is spliced from 4 exons. Gene Ontology annotation, molecular function: protein binding.
GCCAAAAUGUGAUGUCGACGUCUGUUAUAAUACCUGUUAAACAUAAAUUUACAAAACCAGAACAGUAUAAAGCAGAUCAUAAAUUAAUUUAUAUAGAGGAUCCAGAUCAAUUUGGUACGUUAGCUGGUAGACCAAAAAUUCCAGAAGAUACGCUAGAUGAUGAGGGAGACAUAAUAGAACAGCAAUAUCUUGAAAACCGGCCAUUACAAUCACAGAAGCUUACUAUAAGACAAUAUGCAGAUAUAAUAAAACAAUAUUUAAAGCAUAAGAGAAUAAAAGAAGCUAUCGACGUUUUAGAAAUAAGAAUGCUAAAAGAAGAUAGAGUUAAACCUCAGAAUUAUAUUUAUAACAUAUUGAUAGGUGCAUGCGCUGAAGUAGGAUAUACAAAGAAAGCUUUUAAAUUAUUCAACGAUAUGAAAAAGCGUGCGCUCAAACCCACUGGGGAUACUUAUACAUGUUUAUUUGAAGCUUGUACUAACAGUCCUUGGAUUACAGAUGGCCUGAAUAGAGCUAAGAAUUUAAGAGAACUUAUGAUCGAAAAAGCCAUUGAACCGAACUUAACAAACUAUAAUGCCAUGAUUAAAGCAUUUGGUCGCUGUGGAGACAUUACUACUGCUUUUAAAAUUGUGGAUGAAAUGGUUUCUAAAAAAAUAAAAAUUAGAAUUCACACAUUAAACCAUUUACUACAUGCCUGCAUAAGUGAUAAAGACAGUGGAUUGAGACAUGCACUUAUUGUUUGGAGGAAAAUGUUGAGAUUGCGAGAAAAGCCUAAUAUUUACUCCUUCAACCUUAUGUUGAAAUGUGUUAAAGAAUGUAAUUUAGGUCAUAAGGAAGAUAUUGAAGAACUACUUCAGAUCAUCCAAGAACAAUUUCCAAAAGUAUUAAACAAGCCACAAAUGGAACUUUUACAAAUUGAAUCUACUGAUACAAAUAGUACAGAAGCACUGAAAAGCGAAAAACAAUCAGAUAGUAAAGCAUUUACAGAUAAACAAAAUCAGCAGAACACAAAGGGAUUAUUAACAGAAAUUAAUACAUACACAAGUACUGACAUAAACCAAGUGGACAAUGAACUUCAUGGUUCAAAAAAUAGUGAACAGUUAGAUGAAAUUUUACUUAGUAUAAACAGUAGAUAUGAGUUAAGAAUACAACCAAAGCCAGACUUCACUAUUGUAGAAAAUAGUAAACUAGUUAAAACAGAAGAAAGAACAGUACCAAACCUUUUAUCAAAAACUAUAAAAAUGAACAAAGUACUCGCAGUUCAGGAAAUCCAUUCUGUUCAAGAUAAGUUUACUAUUAUAGGAGGACAAGAAGAUUUUCUAAAAGAAAUGGAAACAUAUUCAGUAAAACCUGAUAUAAAAAUAUUCACACAAAUGUUGCCUUUAAUAGAUGAAAGUACAGAGGCUGAAAUAAAACUUUUAGAAGUUAUGAAGUCACAGGAUAUCAAAGCUGAUAUAAAUUUCUAUAAUAUGCUUAUAAAGAAACGAUGUUUGCGGCUUGAUUAUAAAGCGGCUUUUGCUGUAAUGGACAUAAUAGAACAAGAAAGCAAAUAUCGCAAAAAAAAAUACCCUAUGAAAAAAAAAAUUGCAUUGAAAAUCAACAUAAUGACCUACGGAGUAUUGGCAAUGGCUUGCAAGACCAAAGAAGAUGCAGAGAAAUUGCUCAAUGAGAUGAAAGAGAAACAACUUAAGGUUAACAUAGAAAUUGUAGGAACAUUACUAAGACAAGGAACAGCACAUAACCAAUUUGACUAUGUGACAUACAUAAUGAAUACUGUUGUGCAAGAAAAUUUGAAAGUUAAUGAUGUAUUUGUCAAGCAUUUGGAGGCGUUUAACAAUAAAUGUGCCAAGAAGCAUGAAAAUAAGGAACAAAACAAGUCUAACUUGUUAGAAAAAUAUAGAAAGUUCUUAACUACAUACAAUAACUGGCUAAAAGAGGCCAAUGUGGAGCAUGCAUUACAAUCUGAUCAUCCAUGGCAACAGUUCAGAGAAAAACCGCCCGAGACAGUACAACGACACAAUAUUGAAAUUGUGGAGCCUAAGAGAUUUUAUAAGAGGAAUCGGAAGUAUGUGCCAUAUGCUCCACGAGUAUAAUAAAAUGAAAUGUAUACACAAGUCAAUUAAAAUUUUAUUUUGUAAUUAAAUGGAAACAUUACAAUUUUACUUUGACUUAUUACCCUUAGUCUAAAUUUUGAUGUGGUGGAGU